Molecule: messenger RNA, 1437 nt
Organism: Lottia gigantea (owl limpet)
Lineage: Eukaryota; Metazoa; Mollusca; Gastropoda; Lottiidae
Exons: 2
Coding region: 1-1437 (478 amino acids)
Source: RefSeq, a predicted model, not a curated record
AUGUUUUUCUAUGAUGCGUAUGAAUACAAGAAAGUAGUACACACAGGUUUAAAAGAGAAUGUGAGAAUAGUCGAUCCUAUGGAUACAGAUACUUUAAACAUAGUCGCCAAUGGUCAGGGAACACUAAAACAACAAAUACACAUUAACGGUCAUAAUAUAAUAUAUAACACUGUCUUCGCAUCUCUUGGUUUUGGUGGUAUAUCAGAGUCGGCAGAACACUUGGAGAUAGAUGUACUCAAUCAAUCUGAUAGCAAUAGUUACCGCGUUCAUCUAAUGUUCUAUUCAAGUAACGGAAUGAACAUUUUACGACUUGGAUUCAAAUAUCAAGGCUUGAGUGAGACGGCAGAGCAAGUCAAUAAUAUACAAUUAAAAGGGUUGAUAGCAGAAAGAAAUGAUUCAACCUAUUCCUUAUGUUUAGAAGUGAAAGGUGGUCAAAUAAUCCACGGCUCUGUUUUCGAGUGUUACCAAGGAUGUUUAAAAGGCUAUGCACCGACGUUUACUGGAAAUGCAAUCAAAAGAACUGUCGACUCAAUUGGGUUGAGAAACGGCAAUAUUUAUUUCAAAUUUAUGCCCACAAUGACGAGGGACGGGUCUCGGGUAUACGCCACUAAUCCAGCUAUUAUUGGAAACCAUCAAAUAAAUAUUCGUAGUACAGCGAGUAGAAUAUUCUGGACAAUACGAAAUCAUUCCUUAUCCUAUUCGGUUAAUCAAACGAUCACAAAUUAUCGAGUUUACUUAGACUCUAAUUGGCAUCUUGCGUACUCUAACAACCAGUUCGGAAAUUCCACGUAUGGUUUCCUAGCAUACCUCCGUGAUUUGGUUCUGAGUGGGAAGAGAGUUCGAGUUGCUGUUCAAGAUAGAAUAUACUCCGUGCAAAUGACUUCUAUAUUUGACAAAACUAUUAUGGUACAUUUAACCGAUAUGUAUGAUGGCAACGCAUGGAGCCAGAAAAAACCAAUUCACAUGCGACAACUAGUAUCAACUUCUGGUGAUUAUCAUUACUGUUCCUUUGAAUCAGAAUCAGAUGUGAAAAUUAAUGGUGCUUCUGGGAUGAAGCCUGUGGCGUGGUAUAUAGAGAAUCGAUGUUGGAGAAAGAUAAUAAGGUUUGAUUCGGAGAAAAAUAUUGUAUCAGGAUCCACCCAGGAACUAUUUGACGUCGCUUCAACCGGAAAAUCACUAAGAUUCAUCUUGGAAUAUGAGUCGUGUUCCGAUAUCUAUGAUGUAAUUCAAGUCCACCUUUUUAACACUAGCUUUGUUGUUAUGAAUUCGGUAUUUGGUAAUGUAAAAAGCGGUGUAUUAGAAUGCUCGAAAUGGUCCUACACUUUAUAUUCCACUGGGACCGUGGAAUUCUCCAGAUGGAAACCAGGGAGAAUCAUGUCUUUUAAUAGAUUGUUAGAAAAGUCCCAUCACUAUGUUCAAAUUUUAAGCGAAAUGUAA